This is a messenger RNA of Patella vulgata (common limpet), 4031 nucleotides long. Its product is annotated as protein kintoun. The record is from RefSeq and is a predicted model, not a curated record. Gene Ontology annotation, cellular component: cytoplasm. The transcript is spliced from 3 exons. The coding region runs from base 7 to 2985 and encodes 992 amino acids. Gene Ontology annotation, biological process: axonemal dynein complex assembly. Lineage: Eukaryota; Metazoa; Mollusca; Gastropoda; Patellidae.
UUUUGUAUGUUGCAUACCAAAACAAACGAAAUCAUGGACUCCGUCGGCAAGAAUUUUGAAGAUUUGGAUAUUUCUGAAGAUGAAAUCAAACGUAUAUCAGAUGCUAUGAAAGAUGAAACUUUUAGAAAACUAUUUGUAGAAUAUGCUGAAGAAAUAUCAAAUCCAGAGAAUCGUCGGCUUUACGAGGAAGAGCUUACGCGUCUAGAAAGCGAUCGAGGGGUCGAUGUCACGUUUGUCAAUCCAACGCCGGGUCAUGUUUUGAAAACCAGUGUCAACGGUGAAUCAAAGGCGUUUAUUAACAUUUGCCAAAGUGAUAAGAUAGACAAACCAAAAGGCGAACGUCAGACAAAUGGGGAUGGCAAGAGUGGACUAAUGUGGCACAUACCUCAUUCAUUUGCUCCAGCAAGAGAAGAUUUGGAUAAAAAUGGCAAGAAGUGCCAGGUUUAUGAUGUUGUUUUCCACCCAGAUACAUAUAGAAUGGCACAGUCGAAUACACGAUUUAAUAAACUUGUCGAAGAUACAGCAAUUGACGGAAUUGAAAACAACUUUUCAGUUAAACUAUAUAAAGCUAAUCUCAAAAGACCAAACAUGAAAUUCAAAGGCACCCCAUCUGCCACUGUUAUUCGAACCAAAAAAAAUAAUCCAGGCUCUUCCGAACUUCGGAGCGAUAUUUUGAAAAAUAUGCCGUAUCCGUAUGAUGAAAUGAGUGAAAAAAAAGCUGACGCAAAGAAGAAAACUGAUAUUGUCACAGAAAAGAACAAGAAGAAUGUUCAAAGUGAUGUAACAAAUUCUCCUGAUCCAAGUUAUACCGUUCCAAAGUAUUCAAUUCUUCAUAGAGCUGAAUUAGACAUGCAAGAAUACACCAACUCAAGAAAUUCAAAAACCUCUACACGUCCAAAAGAACUUGUAGUAUCUAUAGAAUUGCCAUUACUAAAAUCUGCAGCUUCUGCCGAUCUUGAUAUCUUUGAGAAAAGGCUUGUGUUGGAGUCGAAGGAACCUGCUCAAUAUAAACUUGAUAUUGCAUUGCCAUACCCAGUAAACGAAGAUGAUGGCAGUGCUAAAUUUGACAAGACAAAGCGUUGUUUAAUUGUUACCUUGCCAGUAUUACCAAUGAAAUCAGAUUUGUAUCCAGUUAAACCCACAGAAGAUGAAACUCUAAAUGAGAAUUUAACUGGUGAAGAUAUUAACACUGAGGAUAAACCUCUGAUUGAAGUUCUAGAAACAUCUGAAAACAACUCAUCAUCCUCAUCAUCAUCAGCAGCAGGUUUAUCCCAAAGUGUUGAAACAGUUGAAAAUGCUGAAGAAGAAAACAAAAGUAGCCAUCAUCAGAGUUCUCCCAGCAUUAUAUACAAUAAGCCAGAAUUUACCUUUACACAAGAUGAAGAAACGAUAAACUUUGUUAUCAAUGUUAAAAAUGUCUCUUUAGAAACUGUAUCCAAAUCAUUUCCAGCUUCCAGUUCCAUUCAACUGAAAUUUGUGUCCUUGGGUUCGGGUUGUUUUCCAAUGUAUUAUAGUUUAUUUCUGCAGUUCCCUAAUGGAUGCGACAUUGCUUCAGAUCAUUGUUCUGUUGACAUCACUGAUAGUAAUCUCGUUUUACUCAUCCUGAAAAGUAAAAGUUGCAGGACAUUGUGGAAUUGUUUUAAAGCUGGCGUUGAUGGGAGUUCUUUAGAGGACAAGAUAUUUUUAACUGAGAAUAAUCUACAAUCAGAAUUAGAUAGAUUUGAUCAAGAAGCCAGUGAAGAAGUAAUCAAUUCUUUUAAGACCGAAGUCUUGGUCUCGGAGAUGAACGAAAAGAAGCUAACCAUAAAAUUAAACAGAUUGUCGUUAAAAGAAGAAGAUGAAGAAUAUGACGAUACUCCCUCCUCUGCCGACAUUGAAGUCGUUCACAAAGUUGCUCCUCCAAGACUCCAUAGUAUAUUAAAACAACGAACAAUUUCUGAAUCUAGCGACGAUUACGGGUUAUCUCCAACCAGCGAAAGUCCACGCUCUGACGAGGAUUAUUCUAAACUCCACAAAUCGGUGUCAUUUAAUAAUCGCGUGGACUCCACUUCCUUUCACAGUAACAAAUGUCCUCAGAGUGUGAAAACUACGCUACACAACAAACGUAAGAAGGCAAGAAGAAAGGAAAACUUGAAACAACAACGAAAGGAGCGACACAGAAACAACAGCACAGGUUCGGAGUAUAGCAGUGGGGAUGAUUUGUCAGAUUGUCAUAGCCAAUCAGACACUGCAACCACAAACAGCGAUGAUUUUGAAAAAAUCCACGAGGAAACAGAAGAUGUCACUGAAGAGGUUAAUAAAUUAGCUAAAGCCAUCUCUAAAGGUUUUUCUGAGAGCCCAACUGUGGAUUCUGAUAGUCAACAGAAAUGCAACUGUCGUCAAGGGUCAGACGACGGAGAUGGGGAUGGUGUUAAAACGAAUGGUGCAGCUAAUCAGCAGCCCUUAGAUUUUAGGACUAGUGGGAAGAAAAAGCGAAACAAGGGGAAAGGGAAGGGUAAAAAAUCUAAUCAGGGCAUGAAUAAAAGUGAUAAAAUAGCUUCGACAUCUUCAACGGAUGACGAUAAUACUCAUUCCAAUGAUCUCGUUACUAAUGGCAACAGUAAACCACCGUCCAAAUCUAUGGAUAACCACACAGAAUCUAUAUCUGUAGAUCAUGGUAGCCAAACCGACCAAACAAUGGAACCUUCCAGCACACAGACUACAGAAGCUACCAGUAAAACAGAACCGGCCAUCAGCAAAGCGAACAAAGGAUCUGAUUUGAAGAAGGUAGCCGUAGCCUCAGGCAGCAUUUCUCAAUCAGGUGAUCUUCAAAGAAUGGCAGACGAAACAGAUUCUUCUAUCGUUAGAAUUGUCGCAGGAGGCGAUUCGCAACCUGACUCAGAUGACGAUGUGGAGAAUGGUUUGGGAGCACCUACUAAUGAGCACAGAACAAAGUGUGCCUUUAAAUUCUCCAAUUCUGUGAUAUAUGACUUGGAUGUUGAAUAGUGAGUGUAAAGUGAGUGCUAGAUCAGUUCAGAUUGAAUGAUGAUCCAAAAAUGGGGUUAUAUCUAUAGUCAAUAUAGCAUUUAAACAUCUAUUAUGGUAUUUUUGUUAUUUUGUUAAUGAUAAAAUUUGUAUUUCAUUAUUUUAUGAAUUGUAUGUAGGAUGAAGGUGAGAGAUGUGCAUGAACUUGAAGCAUUACAUGUAAUUCUGUUUUCAGUUUGAACAUGCACUAGAAUUUAUUCUUUAUUUCUUUAAUAAUGAAAUCUCUUGUGUUAAAAUUUGAAGAAUGUCUUCAUGAAGUUCUAGAAGAGAUUGGUUCAUGUCAUUUUUGUUAAAACAUGAUCAUUUCAUAAGCUGUUAUAGCAUUAGUCAUAAAUUGGUGCAAAUUUAAGGUAUAGGUAUAUGCAUUUCAGAAUUUUAAGGAAAAUGUUGAAAAUAGAAGGAUGACAUAAGGUGUGUAUCACAGAUUGAAAGUAGUUUCAAUUACAUUUGAAUUGUUAUGCCCAGAACGGGAUAGCCUUUGCUUGAUAUAGACCUGAAUUCUGACUAAAACUUUUUUAAUUAAGAAACUGUUCUUUCAUUCAUACUUUUUCAAGUGAAGAACAUUUCACUAGGUCAGAAAGAGUUAUUAAAAAUUGAAAAGGUGAAAAGAACAUUUCACUAUGUCAGAAAGGUUUAAUAAAAAUUAAAAAGGUGAAAAGAACAUUUCGCUAUGUCAGAAAGGUUUAAAAAAAAUUGAAAAUGUGAAAAGAACAUUUCACUAUGUUAGAAAGGUUAUAUAAUAAAAAUCGAAAAUGUGUUUAUCUUGUUUUGGACAGAGCUGUUUUGUUUAGAAGAAAUUUUUGUUUGAAGGAUGAUUAUACGAUUGAUUGAUUGAUAUAUAUUAAAGAAUGUAAUUGUAAAAGUAUACAAUAUAUUAGUUUUUGUUUUAAGAAUUGUAUAUAGUGUGGGUCAUUGAAUAAACUACUUCCAAUAUUAAAUGAAAAGGUGAAUGAUAUAUCUUUGGUAUGCUAGAUGUAGAAUGUGAUGGAAUAAAACUAAUAAAUGUA